Molecule: messenger RNA, 1854 nt
Organism: Cladophialophora psammophila CBS 110553
Lineage: Eukaryota; Fungi; Ascomycota; Eurotiomycetes; Chaetothyriales; Herpotrichiellaceae
Product: POT family proton-dependent oligopeptide transporter
Exons: 6
Coding region: 1-1854 (617 amino acids)
Biological process (GO): oligopeptide transport; transmembrane transport
Cellular component (GO): membrane
Molecular function (GO): dipeptide transmembrane transporter activity
Source: RefSeq, a predicted model, not a curated record
AUGAGCGCAAUCGCAUCUAACGAAGCUCCUAUCAUCGCCCAGGCCCAGAUAGACGAUGCCGCCCUCGCCGGCACGGCGAUGGAGAAGACCCUGGGGCGUGGCUCCAUCGAUGUAAACUCCCUUCAAGAGACAAACACCUCAUACGACGACGAGGUCACGGAGGCCGACCUCAACACUCUCCGUCGAGUCUCCGGAAAGAUCCCUUGGCCCGCUUUCACUGUCGCCUUUGUCGAGUUGUGCGAGCGGUUCUCCUACUAUGGCACGACUGUUGUCUUUGUCAAUUUCAUCCAGCAACCUCUUCCAGAAGGCUCUACGACUGGCGCAGGCCAUGAGGGCCAGUCUGGAGCGCUCGGAAUGGGCCAGCGUGCCUCAACUGGGCUCGUGACCUUUAACCAGUUUUGGGCAUAUGUGAUGCCUUUGCUGGGCGCGUAUAUUGCUGAUGCUCACUGGGGCCGCUAUAAAACCAUCCAUGCCGCCAUUAUCUGCGCGGUUGUGGGACACGUCAUCUUGACAGCUUCAGCAGCUCCCAGUGUCAUUGCUCAUGGAAGCUCUGCUCUCGCUGCUUUUUCCAUUGGCCUAAUCAUUAUGGGCGUUGGAACUGGCGGCUUCAAGUCCAACAUCUCUCCACUUUUAGCUGAGCAACAAACAGAGACUAAGAAGAGGAUCGAGGUGCUCCCAUCAGGCGAGCGUGUUAUUGUUGACCCGACAGUGACGACUUCUAGAAUCUUCCUUUACUUUUAUCUCUGCAUCAACAUUGGUUCCCUGGUUGGACAAAUUGGUAUGGUCUACUGCGAGAAAUACGUCGGCUUCUGGCUUGCCUACAUGCUUCCCACGUGCUUGUUCUUGUUUGCGCCAGUUGUGCUCCUGGUAUGUCGCAAACACUACGUGUUAACCCCGCCCACCGGCUCCGUGAUGGCCAAGUUCUGGAAACUGUGGACCUACGCAUCCAAGGGAAAAUGGAGCAUCAAUCCAGUCAGGACGUACAAGAAUAUGUCUGCUCCGGAUUUCUGGGAACGUGUAAAACCCUCCAACAUUUCCGCCGCUCAACGACCGACAUGGAUGACGUUCGACGACGCUUGGGUUGACGAAGUCCGUCGUGGACUCAAGGCGUGUGCUGUAUUUUUGUAUCUGCCUCUUUACUGGCUUGCCUAUGGCCAGAUGACGGGCAACCUUACAUCUCAGGCUGCUGUCAUGGAACUCAACGGCGUCCCUAAUGACAUCAUCCAAAACCUCAACCCGAUUUCCAUCAUCAUCUUUAUCCCCUUCAUGGACUUUGUCGUCUACCCGGCUCUCCGCAAAGCACGGAUCAACUUCACCCCAAUCAAGCGAAUCGCCUUUGGCUUCGCGCUGGCCAGUCUGGCCAUGGUGUCGGCCUGCGUUAUACAAGUGUACAUCUACCGGCUCUCGCCCUGCGGCCACAACGCUUCCGACCCAGACUGCUCGGGACCAGCACCCAUCAACGUUUGGGUCCAAACCGUGCCGUAUGUCCUCAUCGGGUUUUCCGAGAUUAUGGCAAGCAUCACGUCGCUGGAGUACGCCUUCACCAAGGCACCCUACAACAUGCGCAGCUUCGUCAUGUCCAUCAACCUCCUGAUGAACGCCUUCUCCAGCGCCAUUGCCCAGGGUCUCGUGGCGCUGUCGGCCGACCCCCUGCUUGUGUGGAACUACGGCGUCGUGGCAGUCUUGUCCGGCGUGGGUGGCAUCCUAUUCUGGCUCAACUUCAAGACACUAGACAGCGAAGAGGACAAGCUGAACAUGCUGCAAGUGAGUUCUUACGUGGGCAAGAGGAAUAGCAUUGCUAGCGUGAGUGGACCGGUCACGGAGGAGACGUUGGUGGAGAAGGACCACGCGUGA